Molecule: messenger RNA, 2419 nt
Organism: Atta colombica
Lineage: Eukaryota; Metazoa; Arthropoda; Insecta; Hymenoptera; Formicidae
Exons: 13
Coding region: 338-2413 (691 amino acids)
Biological process (GO): lipid metabolic process; proteolysis
Molecular function (GO): phosphoric diester hydrolase activity; serine-type endopeptidase activity
Source: RefSeq, a predicted model, not a curated record
CUUAUGAUUCUGUCGUCAUUGCAUUCGCCACACGUUUACGUUCUUGAACUUGCACAACUUGACUUGAUCGCACUUGGUACGACGAUCAGUUACGAUCUAUCAACAGAGAGAGGUACCAGCGUGAAUCACGAGAAGACUCGAGGAGUUACGACUCACGCGAUCAACUAUUUUCCGAUUGUUAUUGCAUCGCGCCUGACGAGCGAGUAUUAUUUGUAGUUAGUUAGCUUCGUGGAAAGAAUUGAAACGAUUGAGGAGACCGAGAAGAAUAUCAACGGCUCGAGAAGAGACAGAUAAAUAUUAUUUACUACGAUCCUCCCGCGCUAACUCGAACACGAAGAUGAAGCUACUUGCGAUAGUUCCCACCUUUUUCUCUUGGUUAAUGAUUGUCGAUUGCGUGUUGACUACGAGAUUUUGUGGUCCAGAGACGGGAGACGAUUUUCAACGCGCGCAUGUCGGCCUGAUUAUAUCGCCUAUAAUGUCCAGUCGAAAGAUACGGGAGAUCGAGAUUUAUUGGAAUCACGCCAGGUAUCGACCGGGCGAUACGAUCGCUCUUUACACGGGCGAGCCCACGAGCGGCCUCGAGCCAAUUUAUACUCUAAUACCAAACGCACCGAGUGGUAUAAAGAGGACCGGAUUGCAGGCUACGUUUGUUCCCACCUCGAAUCUCACGUUCGUUCAGCAAUGCUUACAGUACCAUGUUGCUUGGCUGAGAAAUGACACGGUAAGAAUGACAAACUGUCUGCAAACACAGCCUCACUGGAUGUCAGAGAGGAGGGCUAUCUUAGGAUCACUGCCGAUGAGCAGGGUAUUCUUACCCGGUACUCACGAUUCUGCGUCUUACGAGAUAUACGUAGAAGCGAACUCUGAGAAUUUCGUCGAGAGAUAUGUGAUAACGCAGGAUGUAGACGUGCUCGCGCAAUUGAUCUACGGAGUUAGAUAUCUCGACAUCAGAGUCGGACAUUACCCCCAUACUAAUAUAGUAUGGUGGGUGAAUCAUGGAAUAUUCAGUAUUGUUCCUAUGCAGGCCAUCAUAAAUCAGGUGAAGACCUUCCUCGACAAGACGAACGAAAUCGUAAUAUUCGACAUCCAGGAAUUUCCAGUUGGCUUCGGAAAAAAUCUGGCGGUACAUCAUGACUUCGUUGCAUUUCUCGAAGAACAAUUUGCUGGGUACUACUUGCCGAAGAGUUACGGAUGGGCCAGUACGCUAAAUACGAUCUGGUCAUCCGGGAAAAAACUUAUUAUUGGUUAUGAUGAGAGACGAAUCGUCAAUCGCUAUGAAAGUAUAUGGCCUUGUGUGACACAUCAAUGGGGAAAUGUUAGGACUAUCGAAGACUUGUUCAACCAUUUGAAUCGCAUCGAAACGGAAAGUCUUGGUGAUCAAAAAUGCGUGUUCAUCGAGUACUGCCCGGGGGUUGUAUCCCUAAUGGAUCGAAACGCGCUUUCCUCUCACAGAUUACGACAAGCGGUAUGCGGGUACGAUCGAACACAUGUAAAAAUUUGCUGCAGCGUUAAUAGUUACAUCGAACGGCCAGUAUAUCCAGAUAGAAAUCUGGAUGUAUCCACGACGCAACUAUCUUCAAAUUUUCAGUGUGGAAGAAGUAUUGUUCGGAGUAACGUAAACAUUUUAGGAUCAUAUCCUUUUGUCGCAAGAAUCGGUUUCAUAAGCAAGUACUUUGCAUGUAUACGGAAAUACUUAUAUUAUACAGAAUGUCCCAGAACUACUGUUAGCAAAAAUUCGCUUUUAGAUACAUUAACGGGUGAGAUCAAAUAUUCGUGCAAUGGCGUGAUUGUUAAUGAGCGUACUGUAUUGACUACAGCUACAUGCGCACUCGCGAAAUCGGACAGAUACAAAUUAUGCUCUGUGCUUAUUGGUGAAUAUAAUACAGAGUCGAAUCCAGAUUGUAAUAAUUUGUUUUGCGGACACAAAACCAGUAGCCACGACAUAUCGUAUGUAGUAAAACAUCCGGGCUACAACGCCGCAAGUUAUUCCAACAACGUUGCCUUACUUCGCUUGAAGAAGGCUAUCGAAUUUACAGCCACAGCUCAACCAAUCUGCUUUAUACCGGAAGACAGAUACGUCAGCCUAGGAAGUACAUGCACUGUUGUCGGCUGGGGAAAAUUGUUAGGUCAAAAAGCGCAACCAUUGACGCAACAGUCAUUACAACUAGAACUCGUACCUAAGCAGCAGUGCUCGGACUAUAUAAGCCAAGCUCUAUCUGUAGAAUUAUGCGCCAAAGGAAACUGUGAACCUUGCUCAAGUUACAGCGGUAGUCCUCUGUUAUACAAAUAUGCGGACAUGUACUUCUUGGUUGGAAUCCUAUCAUUUGGGUCUAGUUGUGACUCAAGCACCAUUUUUCCAUCUGCAUUUGUAAAUGUACAGAGAUAUACAAAGUGGAUUUUAGAAAAUUCUUAAAGUUAG